Talaromyces amestolkiae is the source of this 1419-nucleotide messenger RNA. RefSeq lists its product as uncharacterized. Lineage: Eukaryota; Fungi; Ascomycota; Eurotiomycetes; Eurotiales; Trichocomaceae. Gene Ontology annotation, molecular function: inositol-1,4,5,6-tetrakisphosphate 3-kinase activity; inositol hexakisphosphate kinase activity. Gene Ontology annotation, cellular component: cytoplasm; nucleus. Gene Ontology annotation, biological process: phosphatidylinositol phosphate biosynthetic process; inositol phosphate biosynthetic process. The record is from RefSeq and is a predicted model, not a curated record. The transcript is spliced from 2 exons. Bases 1 to 1419 code for a protein of 472 amino acids.
AUGCUUUCUUCAUCAUUCAAAUCAGAUAGCUUCAAGGGCCAAAGCCUUGAUAGCGACAGCUUCAACACCAACUUUGACCAUGCUGCUGCUGGACAUGACGGACUCCGGUGUCACUUAUCCGGCUCCCUAAUCGCCAAACCCUGCACGCACGAAGAAGUCGCAUUCUACGAAUCGAGUGUACACCACCGUAAUUUCCACGCUUUCAUGCCCCAGUAUCUGGGAACUUUGACAGCUUCGGACAAACAACCGUCGCUUUCCAUUGUUCCGGGUGCGCAGAACCAUAGCAGAUCGGUACUUUCGUCGCUGGUAACACCGUCCAACGGCUUCACGGAGAAGAAUUCGACAUCUGCUCACUAUCACCGACAUCAUCAUCACAAGAUCACCCCAGAAAAGGCAUGGACGCCAUCGGGAGGGCGCAAGUUGGAUACUGGUAUUUCGAUUGUGCUGGAAAAUGUUGCCGAAGGGUUUAAACGUCCGAAUGUAUUAGACGUUAAGCUCGGGUCUCGGUUAUGGGCAGACGAUGCUCCUCCAGCAAAACGCGCAAAGUUGGAUGCCGUGUCAAGAGAGACGACCAGCUCUAGCUUGGGAUACCGAAUUGCGGGUAUGAAAGUUUGGGUUGGCUACGACGACCAGAAUGGAUUGGCGGCAGAUGCUAUAGAGGCGGAAUUUACGGAUCCAUACAUGACCAAAUACGAAGGCUCAGAGGCGCCAAAAGGAGAGGUAGUUGAAAAGAACGGAUAUAAACGUUACGACAAAUGGUACGGGCGUGCUUUUACUGCCGACAAUGUGAAGCAAGGAUUCGAAACUUUUCUAGCGGGCGCCAAAGCCGGCAAAGUGGACCGCUCGAAACUUAUUGCAUCGCGAAUUCUGCAGGAACUUCGAGCUCUCCAGUUUGCGUUAGAAUCGGAAGAGAGCAGAAUGUACUCGUCUAGCAUUUUAGUGAUCUACGAGGGAGACCCGGAUGCCCUUGAAGAGGCGCUGAAAUUCGAGGAGGCCCAAAAAGAUUUAGACUCUCGAUCGUCUUCGGAUACUGGAACUGAGCCUUUGGAUGAUAUUGAAGAGUUUGAUAUUACUGAGCUUGGUUCGUUGCAACCGAUGAACAUUGCCAACGGCAUUCCGACUGGUGCCGCCAAUGGUAGCGGUGAAGCACACGAUAUCUCUGGAGCAUUGAAUAUUCAGAGCAUUCAAGAUAUCCAGAGUAUUCAAAACAUCCAAAUAGACCCAGAAUCACUCGCAAAUAUGGAAGGCAGCGACGCCUCCAGUGAAGACGAGGUUUCUAUCAAAGUGCAUGACUUCCGCUUAAUCGACUUUGCGCAUGCAAGCUGGACGCCGGGCCAAGGCCCCGAUGAAAACACAUUGAUAGGAAUCAGAAAUCUUAUCAAAAUCAUGGAAGAACUCGCCGGUGAAAAUGAAUCAUAG